AUGCAUCCCGCCACCGCCCACCAGCGACGGCCACCGCCGGAGCAGCCGUGUUCCACCGAGAGUCUAGAUCAGCUAACCCAACUUCUUAGUCAUCUAUUGCAGUCUACUCUCUCCAUUACUUCCUUUACAUCGAGAUGGCAGUGCCUUCGAUCAAAGCUUGGUACAUUAAAAUCGGUUCUUUCUGAAAUCUCGGAUUCCUCGCACUGGGCCGACAACCCUUUACUGGGUACCCUCCUCCCCGAUCUCCUCUUGACUCUUCGCCGUGUCGAAAUCCUGUGCAAUCAGUGUUCUGACCCUUCAUUUACUCCCGGGAAACUCCUCAUGCAAUCGGACCUCGACAUGGCCUCUGGUUGGCUUUCGAAGCAAACCAGCGAUCUUGAGCUCCUUCUCCGCUCUGGGGUCCUCCAUCAGUCUACUGCCAUUGUUCUCUCUCACCCCAGUGCCAAUGGCCCAAAAGAGGACCUCUGUUUUUUCGUCAAGGACCUCUUUACAAGGCUUCAGAUCGGGGGUCUUGAGUUCAAGCGCAAGGCAUUGGAUUCAUUAAUUCAGCUCCUUUCUGAGGAUGAAAAUUCUGGGAGUGUUGUUGCCAAAGAAGGGAAUUUGAACUGCUUGAUUCACUUACUCGACCCCAUUUAUCCGGAUUCUGUGAGAGAUCUGGCUGUUGUAGCAGUGUCAAUGCUCGCUUCAGCGAAUCAUUUGUCGAGGAAAUGUGUUUUCGAAGAGGGAGCUUUGGGUCCAUUGUUGAGAAUCAUUGAAUGUAGCUCAAUGCCCUUAAAAGAAAAGGCUGCCAUGGCCGUGGAGUUCAUCACUGCGGAUCCUGAUAAUGCAUGGGCGAUUUCUGCCUAUGGGGGUGUUUCGAUACUAAUAGAAUUAUGUAAAUCUGGUUCUGUUACAGCUCAAUCAUACUCCGUUGGGGCUAUAAGAAAUGUUUGCACAGUUGAAGAUAUUCGAAUUGCAUUAGCAGAAGAAGGAGCCAUCCCUGUUUUGGUUCAAUUACUUGUUUGUGGGAUCCCCCCAGCUCAAGAGAAAGCUGCUAAUUGUGUUGCCAUUCUCGCUUCAUCGGGUAAAUUUUUUCACAGCUUCUUGUUACAAGAAAAGGGCUUGCAAAGAUUGCUACAUUUGCUUCACGAAUCCUCAAGCCCUGAAACGACAGAACAUGUAUUACAAUCAAUUUAUUUGUUAUCGGAUUCCCAUUCAAGCCACCUGACUUUAUCAGGAUCAACAAAAUUUAUAAUACACAUAGCUGAGCUCGUAAAAUAUGGGAGCAUUAUGUUACAGAAAAUUUGUGCUUCGUUGCUGGCUAAUUUAUCGAUAAGUGAUGGUAAUAAGAGAGCCAUUGGUGGUUGUAUGGGUUCAUUAGUGAAGCUAAUGGAGUCUGUGAAGCCCGAUGGAUUGCAGGAGAUUGGGACGAACGCUCUAGUGUCAUUGUUAUCGGUGAGCUCAAAUAGGAAAGAGUUUGUGAGAGAUGAGAAGAGUUUAAUAAAGCUUGUGCACAUGUUGGAUCCUGCUAAUGAUGUUAUUUCAAAGAAGUUCCCCGUGGCAGUGGUAGCUGCUCUUACUGCUGGAUCAAGCCAUGGUUGUCGGAAGAGGCUAAUGACAGCCGGUGCUUAUGGUCUUGGAGGGAAUAACAAAUAUGUGACUACACCCACAAUCAAAGAUUUUCUAACCAUCGAUGAGGAAACUACUUCUGCACAGGAAACAACACGUGCAUUUGGUAUACCCCAAAUGGUAACAUAG
This is a messenger RNA of Fraxinus pennsylvanica, 1737 nucleotides long. NCBI's taxonomy places the organism in Eukaryota, Viridiplantae, Streptophyta, Magnoliopsida, Lamiales, Oleaceae. The record is from the annotation of a GenBank genome assembly.